AAAGGCCUUAAGCCUGCUUUCAAUCUUCACGGUUCUACAAAGUCCUACUGCUAUUUGUUGUUGCAUCACAUUUUCCACUAGCUAUAACCACAUUAGAAAUACAAACCAUGGAAAACAAUGGCACCUCCACAAGGAAGUCCACAGCAGCAACUGAAUACCAAGACUUGUUGCCAGUCAUGGCGGAGAAGCUGGACGUGGAGACUUUCGUGUCCGAACUAUGUGGAGGUUUCCGGCUUCUGGCGGACCCUGAGCGGGGUUUGAUCACGUCGGAGAGCCUGAAGAAGAAUUCGGCGCUUCUCGGGAUGGAGGGGAUGAGCAAGGAGGAUGCUGAAGGUAUGGUUAGGGAAGGAGAUCUUGAUGGAGAUGGUGCGCUCAGUGAGAAUGAGUUUUGUAUACUGAUGGUGAGGCUUAGUCCUGGGAUUAUGGAAGAUGCUGAGACAUGGCUUGAAAAAGCACUUGAUCAAGAAUUCAACAAGUCAUCUGAUCAACCUUGAUGUUGUAGAAUAAUUGCAGUGGCUCUUGUUAUGAAAAAAUUGGUCAAAAUGAUUUUUUUUUUCAAAUCUCGAUUGCUGAAAUGAUAUGAUUUUUAAUAUGU
Molecule: messenger RNA, 595 nt
Organism: Pyrus x bretschneideri (Chinese white pear)
Lineage: Eukaryota; Viridiplantae; Streptophyta; Magnoliopsida; Rosales; Rosaceae
Product: calcium-binding protein KIC-like
Exons: 1
Coding region: 108-494 (128 amino acids)
Molecular function (GO): calcium ion binding
Source: RefSeq, a predicted model, not a curated record